AUGGCUUCUCAAAUAAACCCAGAAACACACGAGCGCCCUGAAGAUGUCCCGAACAUCCCGGAGGCAUUGGAAGCAGAGAAUGAUAUUGAUGACACAGACUCCACGCUAGAGAGCGGAGACGGAUCUUCCAGCUAUCUCACUUCCCUAAAAUCGAGCAUCUUCAGUUAUAGAUAUGAGAAUGGCCGUCGAUACCAUGCAUUCCAUGAAGGAACAUAUCUGGUGCCGAACGAUGAGGAGGAGCAAAGUCGGAUGGAUCUCUGUCACCACAUCUACAGCCUUCUUCUGAAAGGAAAACUUCAUACUGCUCCGAUCGAAAGCCCGCAGCGGGUUCUCGAUCUAGGCACAGGUACUGGAAUUUGGGCGAUCGAUUUUGCAGAUGAACACCCAGCAGCCGAAGUGGUCGGGACAGAUCUCAGCCCCAUCCAGCCCGACUGGGUACCUGCCAACUGUGUGUUUGAAGUAGACGACUUCGAAGACCCAUGGGUUUAUAAAAGGCCAUUCGACUACAUCCACGCCCGCGAACUAGAGGGAUGCAUCGCCAACGAGGAGCAUUUCUUCGAUCAAGCUUUCCAGAACCUCACCAGUGGUGGCUACCUUGAACUGCAAGCUCAGCGCGGAUUCUUCAUGUCUGACGAUGAUUCGGUCAAGAAGGCAGUGAAUGCUGAAAUUUGGGCAGAGGCGGUGCGUGACAGCAGCUCCAAGUUCGGAAAGCCGAUAGACUGUGUCACGCAGUGGAAGAGCAAGAUGGUCAAGGCUGGCUUCGAGGAUGUGCACGAGGAGGUUCGCAAGAUUCCCAUCGGCGGCUGGCCUAAAGAUCCUGUUCUCAAAGAAGUUGGAAAGUGCCAGGUGAUCCAAUCUUGCGCUGCUAUUGAUUCGUACACACCAAUGCUUUUGGGCAAGAUUCUAGGGUGGGAACAGGAUGCGAUGCAGGUGCUGAUGGCAAAGGCCAAGAAGGAACUUCGUGAUCUAUCCAUUCAUAUAUACCUUCCCGUCUACUUCAUCUGGGGUAAGAAGCCGUGA
This is a messenger RNA of Fusarium sp. VM40, 1020 nucleotides long. The record is from the annotation of a GenBank genome assembly. Lineage: Eukaryota; Fungi; Ascomycota; Sordariomycetes; Hypocreales; Nectriaceae.